GAGAAGGGAAGGAGGGAGGAGGGAGGGGACCUCCCUAUCUGGCUCUAUCUCCUCCGCUGCCUCUCACAUGCUCCGGGAGGGCGAUGCGGCUCCCCGCGUCCCGCUGAGCGAGGCCGCCUGCACCCCGCCGGGGCUGCCCGCAGGGCGGGGGGCUGCCCGCGCCCCUCGGCCUCCACCCCCCCUGCCACCCCCACUUCGACCUUUGGGGGCUUUUACUAUUUUAUUUCCUUUGGGUUUUAUUUUAUUUAGUUCUUCAUUUUUGUUUUAUUUACCCCUCCUGGAAAAAAAAAAUUACAAAAAAAAAAAAAGCCGCGGCUGCCCGCACCGACCCCCGCGGGGCUGGAGAGGCUGAUGCGGCCGCCAAGGGAGAGGAUAGUGGUUAAAGCUCGAGCUGGAUGGAUGGGUAUGGGGAGAGGGGCAGGAUCCACAGCCCUGGGACUUUUCCAAAUCCUCCCUGUCUUUCUCUGCAUCUUCCCUUCAGUGACAUCUCCAUGCAAGAUCCUCAAGUGCAACUCUGAGUUCUGGGCGGCCACGUCGGGCUCGCACCACCUGGGCGCGGAGGAGGCGCCGGAGUUCUGCACGGCGCUGCGGGCCUACGCGCACUGCACGCGCCGCACCGCCCGCACCUGCAGGGGAGACCUGGCCUACCACUCGGCCGUGCAUGGCAUAGACGACCUCAUGGUGCAGCACAACUGCUCCAAGGAUGGCCCCACGUCCCAGCCCCGCCUCCGGACAUUGCCCCCUGGGGACAGCCAGGAGCGCUCCGACAGCCCCGAGAUCUGCCACUACGAGAAGAGCUUUCACAAGCACUCGGCCGCCCCCAACUACACCCACUGCGGGCUCUUUGGGGACCCCCACCUCAGGACUUUCACGGACACUUUCCAGACCUGCAAGGUGCAGGGGGCUUGGCCGCUCAUAGACAAUAACUACCUGAACGUGCAGGUCACCAACACGCCGGUGCUGCCUGGCUCCUCGGCCACCGCCACCAGCAAGCUCACCAUCAUCUUCAAGAGCUUCCAGGAGUGUGUGGAUCAGAAAGUGUACCAGGCGGAGAUGGACGAGCUCCCCGCUGCCUUUGUCGACGGCUCCAAGAAUGGAGGGGACAAGCACGGAGCCAACAGCCUGAAGAUCACAGAGAAGGUGUCGGGCCAGCACAUCGAGAUCCAGGCCAAGUACAUCGGCACCACCAUCGUGGUGAGGCAGGUGGGGCGCUACCUCACCUUCGCCGUGCGCAUGCCGGAGGAGGUGGUCAACGCCGUGGAGGACCGGGACAGUCAGGGCCUCUACCUGUGCCUCCGUGGCUGUCCAGCCAACCAGCAGAUUGACUUCCAGACCAUGCGCUCGGCCCAGGCCACGGAGGGCCGUGCCCGUCGGAAGGGGCCCCCCCUGCCCGCCCCCCCCGAGGCCUUCACCUACGAAACGGCCACGGCCAAGUGCAGGGAGAAGCUGCCCGUGGAGGACCUCUACUUCCAGUCCUGUGUCUUUGACCUCCUCACCACGGGGGAUGUCAACUUCAUGCUGGCUGCUUACUAUGCCUUUGAGGAUGUGAAGAUGCUUCACUCCAACAAAGACAAGCUGCACCUCUAUGAAAGGACACGGGUCCUGGCCCCGGGCAACACGGCGCCCACGGGAACACUUCCCACCCUCUGGGUAGCACUGCUGUGUUUGUGUUGGUUGUGCUUGUUGUAG
This is a messenger RNA of Motacilla alba alba, 1689 nucleotides long. It is a transcript of the gene RGMA, whose product is annotated as repulsive guidance molecule BMP co-receptor a. Gene Ontology annotation, molecular function: coreceptor activity. Lineage: Eukaryota; Metazoa; Chordata; Aves; Passeriformes; Motacillidae. Bases 352 to 1689 code for a protein of 445 amino acids. The transcript has 4 exons. Gene Ontology annotation, biological process: BMP signaling pathway. The record is from RefSeq and is a predicted model, not a curated record. Gene Ontology annotation, cellular component: plasma membrane.